GCCUACACCACCACGCAGGUGUACCAUGAGCGGGUCAACACCCAUGUAGCUGAGAGCCACUUUGACUACACGGCCCACGGCGUGCGUGACGUCUCCAAGGAGCUGCUGGGCCUGGCUGAGCAUCCGGCCACGCGCCUGCGCUUCACCAAGUGCUUCAGCUUUGCCAGCGCUCGGGCCGAGGCUGCCUACCUGGCGCAGCGGGCACGCUUCUUCGGCCAGAACGAGGGGCUGGACGACUACCUGGAGGCACGAGAGGGCAUGCGGCUCCAGGAUGUCAACUUCCAGGAGCAGCUGAUGGUCUUCCCUGAGCCAGGGCGCCCUCCCUGGUUCGCCCGGCGCUGGGCCUUCUGGGCAGCCUCACUGGCGCUUCUGUCCUGGCCGCUACGGGUGCUAGCCGGGUAUCGCACAGCCAACGUGCACUACCACGUGGAGAAGCUCUUUGGUACUGAGGAUGGGCCCGGCUCCCAGGAGCCCUCUGGCUACGGGCGCCCCAUCCCACGUGUGGCCACGGUGGACAUGACAGAGCUGGAGUGGCACAUCUGCUCCAACCGCCAGCUGGUGCCCAGCUACUCAGAGGCGGUGCUGAUGGAUGCUGCCAUGGCAGGCGGUGCCUACCUGCGGGGCUGGCAGCGCUGCCGUCGUACGCUGAGCAGCAACUCGCUCCCCUCUUGCAGCACCCGGGCCCUCUAUGCCCGCCUGCCCUUCAGCCGAAGCCGCUUCUCGCUGGGCCGGAGCAUCUUCCGCAGCCUGAGUGGGGGCGGGACAGAGAGGCAGCCCCUGGGGAAUCCACCCUGCUACCACGACGCCCUCUACUUUCCGGUGAUCAUCAUGCGCAGUGGGGAGACGUGUCCCCCACAGGGCACCCCGGGCACAGCGGCUGGGACGCCUCUCUGAACUCAGAGCACAGCCAGGAGCAUGGAUGGAUGCCCAGAGACAGGAAAAAAACAACUAAGUUACCCCUGGGGAACAAUUGAGCCUCCUUCCCCUACCCUGGGGACCCCAGUGCUUGUGGCACACAGGCCCUGGCUGAGUUAGAACAAGGGGAGCCACUUCACAGCAAAACCAGUGUGUGCUCUCGGCUCCCCAGGUGUAGAUCCAGUCACCCACUGAGGGCUACGGGGUCAGGGCUGGAUUCUGAUCUCAGCUCCUGUGGGUGGAAUUGGAUUCCAGAGGUUAGACUGAGCCCAGGCCUGGGAUAGGGACAUUGACAGACCUGUGCAAAGGGGGAGCCUAGGGCAGGGGGCAGCCUUCCCCAGGUGUGCCAGAUGAGCAGGGGGGGAUGGGACUUCCCUUGGAGGUGACUGGGGCUGCCCUAAAUCCCUGAUAGUUGGAGGACCUUGAUGCUGUGGGUUCUGUGCCUCACCCCUCCCUCCCCAGGGCUGGGACCCCCAUGGCAGAGUGAGGCUGGGGGAUAGUUUAAUUUCCUCUCAAACCUCCCCCCAAAGUAUCUAUUCUGCCCUGGCACCCCUCUCUCCCUGAGGCUGUGCCAAGGGGUUGGUGGUUAAAUGGUGCAUGCCCGGGCAGGCCUGGCUGGAGUG
Molecule: messenger RNA, 1538 nt
Organism: Terrapene triunguis (Three-toed box turtle)
Lineage: Eukaryota; Metazoa; Chordata; Testudines; Emydidae
Product: transmembrane protein 151A-like
Exons: 1
Source: RefSeq, a predicted model, not a curated record